GAUACGUUUCUCUUAGAAGUUUUUUAUAGUAAUUAGAUGACUAUAACUUUAGAAUUCGCUUUGUUGCAUAUAUAUUGUUUUUUUAACUAACGUGCUUUUGUUGUUAAUAAUUGUAAUUUUGAUCGGGUGAAUUUGUGUGUACAAAUUUAAAGAAGAAAAUUGUUUUGGAAAUCCACCAUUGAAAUAACCAAGUAGUGUACGAGAACCAGAAAGCGGUCCAGCGCGACAACGCACGAGCUGGAGCGGGUGUAACACAUGGAAUGUAGCACUGGUUCAGUAUGAAUGGCACUAUGGAAGAGCCUAUGAAGACUUCUCUACCAAGCUCACCAGUAAACAAACACAAUCAUGUAAAAGUUACCUCUGAGAACUGUGAUGAUAUUUCAAAUCACUGUGAGAUUAGCAAUAAUGAAGAUAAUAGUAAUCAUAUAGAUAGUGAAUCCAGCCAAGGGGUAGUGACUAAUAGUAAUGUUGAUCAUUUGGAAAAUGACAAUAGUAAUGCCAGUGGAAUUGCCCAGCUAAACUGUCAAACUGAAAGCAUAUUAGAAGAUCCUGAAAAGGAAAAUGGCAAUAAAAUUCCUGUUGAGAAUCAUUGUGUGAACAGUAAUGAAUCAUAUCCAGACUCAUACCAGACUAGCCCUCAGCCCAAGUCUGAGACAAUGGACCCAGAGAACAUGCAGGCUGUGGAUGAAAACAGUAAACAGGAAAGUAUUGAAAAAGUAUAUACCACACCUAUAGAUACACAUCAAGAGGACACAGAUGAACUUGAUUCUGAAGAAGACUCUUCUGAAGAAGGAGAAUCUGAAAUGUCUCAUGAACAGAAAGCUGAAGACACUGUGAGUAUUAACUCAGAUUCAGAACUUGAGCAUGGAGACUAUUUACAGGAUGGUCACAUAGAAAAUAAAAGUAAUGAUAUAAUAAUAGUAGAUAAUGAGAAUAGAACUAAGAGCCACAAUGGCAAUGCUCAUGAUUCUCCUAGUCCAGAGAUUCAUGAGAUUGAUAGUGAUAAUGAUGACUGUGUUGUGGCUAAUGAUGAGAACCCAACUGCAGAAAUUAAGGAGAACAAAGUUCAAUUACGUCGCAGUAGUAGAGCCAUAAAACGAAAGAGAUAUAAUGAUGAUGUAGAAAAUGGAGAUGAAUCAGAUGUAGAGGAAGUAGAGCUAGAAGAUCCUUUAACUCGUAAAAGCAAAACAAUUGUUAUUAAUGAUACAAAAACCUUGGUUGAGAUGGCAGCGAAACAAAUGAAAUCUAAUCAUGGUAACAAUCAGAAGAAGGAACCAACUGUAGUAAUUAUAGAUACUAACUCUAUUAUAUCUGGGAAAAGUUUCGGAGUUCAACAGGGUAAAAAUUUAACAUCAUCUACAAAUUCAAGCAUAAGUGCACAAGAGUUGUAUCAGAGUAUUGUUGCUCGGGGUACAACAGUAACCCCAGUAAGCAGUAAAAACAAUAUGUCUACACAGAGUACUGCUGCACAAAGUACACAGCCUUCAAUUUUGCCGUCGUUGACAGACGAUAUGUUUGUUGUUGAGGCACCAUCUUUUAUAGUACCUUACGUAUAUGAAAAACCUUCACUUAAACCGUUUAGAGAAUUUGUAGAUAUAUUAGGUAAAGAACUAGAAGAACAAAGGGCCAAAGAAGAAAAGGAACGUAUGGAGAAAGAAAAGGAGGAAACUGAAAAAAGAGAAAAAGAAAAACAGGAAAGGGGUGAAAAAGUUGAUGACUCAGAAGGGGAAUUGGAAAAAGAGAAAGAUGAUGCUGUUUCUAAGGUAGAAGAUAUCAAAGAAAAUGUAGAAGGAGAAAAGAAGAAAAAAAAAAGAGAUCAUCACAGUAAAAAUGACGACGAUGCAUCAUGGGAUGGAGAAAGUUCAGCAGAUUCAGAUGAUGAAUUGUUAAGUGAUGAGGACAAAACUGUUGUAAUAAAAGACAAAGCCGACUCAAUCGAUGACAUAAAAGAAGUUGCAGAUUUGACAGCUGAAAAAGUUUGCUCUGGAAAGACAGAUAACUAUUUUGACUGUUCACUUGGUAAAUUUUUUAUAAACAUUGGCUUAAAUCUUGUACAAGAAUAUGUACAAACUGAUUUACUAAAACAACAGAAUCGGAAACUUUAUAGAGAGAAAAAGUCUGGACAGAGUACUAAAGCUACAGAGACAUCUAUAGCUUCACUCAAGAAAAAUUUAGAAUUCAGUAAAGAAAACAAUGCUCCUUAUUCAUUUCCACAGAAAAAAUGUGAAUUUUGUAGUUUUAAAACAGAGUCAUCACUUGUUAUGACUCAUCACUUGGAGACUCCACAUAUGAAGAAUAAUGUUUAUAAAUGUAACUUUUGUACAUUUGAAAUCCGCAGUCCUCAUGACAUUUUAUACCAUAUGGAAGCCGAGCAUAAUAUCAGAGGCAAGCUAGAAAGAGCACCAGCUUAUCAUCAGUGUGCAAACUGUCCUUUUGAAGAUAAUGGAAAGGGUAAACUUGCUCGUCAUCUUAUACCAUGUGCGAAAAAGUUUAAACCUGAUCUAAACUUAUCUCCUCCCAUCGAAUGGGAGCCACCAGCAAAAAUACCAAAGAUGGCAAGGGCCCGUAAUAGUAUAAUGAGUCCUUAUCAGAGUGCAUUCAAUCGUAGUCAAGUGGGUAACAACAUAAGGCCUGCAAUGAAUUUACCAAAUUUAAUGGCAGGAGUAAGUUCUGGAUACCGGCCACGUGGACGAUCUCCGAUGCCAGUGCCAUCACGCGCCACGUCCGUCCAAGGAGUACCUAUAAUACGCGGCGGUGUUGUUGUCAGGCCCAACAAUCCAACGGCCCAAUCAAUUCUUAUGUCAUCUAACUAUUCAGCUACAAAUAAUGGCAAACCAAAGUCAAUGCAUCAGCCAUCAAUUUCCAUAACACCUUUACCAAGACAGCCCCAACCUGUACAACCAACGCCUACACAGCAAUCCAAAGGUGCCUUUGUUAUUUGUGAAAUUUGUGAUGGAUACAUAAAGGAUUUGGAGCAAUUAAGAAAUCAUAUGCUAUGGAUACACAAAGUAAAGAUACAUCCAAAAAUGAUUUAUAACAGGCCACCAUUAAAUUGUCAAAAAUGUCAAUUUAGGUUCUUCACUGACCAAGGGUUGGAGCGACAUUUAUUAGGUUCCCACGGGCUUGUUACCAGUUCCAUGCAGGAGGCCGCAAAUAAAGGAAAAGAUGCAGGCAGAUGUCCAGUUUGUGGCAGAGUUUACCAGUGGAAGCUAUUGAACCAUGUAGCUCGAGAUCAUAACUUAACUCUCAAACCUGCACAUUUAUCAUACAAAUGUACAGUCUGUACGGCGACAUUCAGCAUGUACAAGCAAUUUGAGAAUCAUGUAUAUUCAGCACAUAGUGUUGUUGCAAAGCGCGUUAUGGACAAAAGUAAGGCGAGUUUACCACCAACAAAAACUUCUCUUCUCAAACCUCUCAAAAUUAACGAUGAGAUUACCAUAAUACCCCAACCCAACAAAUCCACGACACCGACAGCAACUAAAGAAAAAUAAGCCCUCCAGCAUCUUCAUAAGCGGCUGAAAGCUUGCCUUGCCUCCUGGAGAUCAUCGCUCACGCUUCUUGAAGCAGGACUAAUUUUUUCUUUUAAAGCUAUGUAGAUAAUAUAAAUAUAUAACAUAAUCACGUGUUAACUAAGUUUCAGGUAGUCAUAUGAAAUUUGUGACUGCAGACAACACGAGAUAAUGUUAAAUAUCUGAUCUAUUUUAACCACAUUUUAUUAAUAUAAUAAUGUUAGAUAAGAAGACAGUCUUAGUAUCAUCCCAUUUCUCUAAUAUUAGUGUACAUUCCGUAAAUUGACUUAGACUCGGACACGAUAUCGAUUUUUGUAUUUUGUCACAUAUACAUAUAUAAAAAUAUUACAUUUUUUAAAACCGUAUACAUGUACAAUACUAAUAUGCAUGUGUAGUUAAAAAAAUAUAUUACAAGUAUAGUUCCAAAGGAACGCGUAUCACUGCCUAGGCUUACAAAGCCUGUGAUAUAUUAUACCGCGAUUAUGUAUAAUAAAUUUAUAUUACUUGUUCUCAUAGAUAUAGUACAUAUAGUGAAGCAUAAUAAGAAAAUAUAGAAACGAUAAUCAAUUGGGAACACAGUAAUUAGUAUAAUAUGUAAAUUAAUUAAAUUACUAAUGAUAAUAUUUUAUAAAGGGAAUGUAUACUAAUGAUUAGCAGGAAUGAACCAACACUCACGUAAGUGUUAGGCAUAACCACAGUAGUUGAACCAUUAUCUCGUGAUACGUAUAUUUCUUCUACAACUCACCAAAUAAGAAAGACGAGACAGAUUUAUUAUAUACUGUUAUUAAGGGAAUCAUUGUAAACAUUUAGUUAUGUAUAGACUUCGCUCGAUAUAUAAAUUAAAAAAAAAACAGUGUUAAAUACAGCGAAUUUCUGAACUAACAAUAAAAUAACAUUAAGAGAUACCUAUAUCCAAGAUAUAUUGUACAUUUUGUUUAAUAUGUAUUAAUGUUUACACGUUUCAGAUAUCUAAAUUAUAUAAUAUACUGCGUCCGUGAUGUAGACACAGAUAGGAAAUAUAUGUAGGUAUGCGAACAGAUAAAGUUAAUUACUGCAUAUAAAGUAUAUGCAGUAGCUGAAGACUCCAGUGCAUAAUACUCUCGUUAUCACUGUAAGACCAAGUAACACUAUGAUAGGUAUGUUUCAUUCUUGCCACACGUGUUGUGGAAAUGAAGAGAAAUAUAAAGACAACUGUGAUUAAUUUUCAUAUAAUUUGUUUUGAAGUUGCUUUAUUUAUAUCCGUAUUUUAUGUAUCGAAGGAGUUUACUGUCUUAAUAUUUAUAUUAUAUUUACUUUAGGAUAUACAAAUAUUGAUUUAGAAACACUGGAUAUUUAAUUGAAUUGUUAAUUAAGAGGUGACACUAGUAUUGUAAUUCUGCCGUCCGUUUACCAAAAGGCAUAAAGCUUGAUUAGAAUGACUUAUCUUAUGUACCGUAAAGUUCGAUUUAAUUCUUAUUUGUAUUUUCAUAAAAUAUUAAAUACAGAGACAUACUCGGAUCCAACCAAAACCAUUUUAAUUAAAUAAGAUAAUAAGGCAACGAAAAUCUUUACGGAAACAUAAAAACCUACCUAUAUUUCCGUAAGAAUUAUAUUCUUAUAGUAGGUAUUGUAGUUUUAUUUGUUGUCUAUUCUAGUUAACGAAUGACAGAAUUGCACAUUGCCGUUGUCCAAAUUUUACUUGGUGUUCCUUGGAACCUCACAAUUAGCUAAAUUAUUUUAUUUUAAUUAAACUUUACUUAGUAUUUCAAGAAGAGUAGUAGUCAAUUAAAUAUUAUAAAAUGUUUAUUGAUUUUUUGUAUCAAUGACACCAGGAUCGAAAGAUUAACGUAUUUUUAGACAAUCACUUUGUAAUUCGGAAAUUGUCGUUAAACAACCUAUUUUCACAUAAGUUCCGAUGAAAUAUUUUCUUAUAUACCGACCUAAUUAGCCUUAAAUUGUUAUCAUUGAUAGUAAGUAGAAAUAUUUAAUUUUUGGAAUAUUGGCAGUAUUUAUAUACUUUUGUCAAUACUGCUGUCUAUGAGUCACCCCACGUUUGAAUUUUAUUACAUUUGUUAGAUUACUAUAAUAUAUCAUAAUAAAUAUAAGUAUGUUAUGUUGUGUAGUUCUUGUUAGAAAUACAAUUAUUAAAUUAUUAAAACAACUAAGGUUGUAUAGUAUAGGGUAUAAAGACUGCAUAAUAAACUAAAAUAAAUAUGUGGAAAAUUAUGUGACUGAUUGACUACAGAUUAUUGAAUACAGCUCCUCAUUGAACAAAGUACAUUUAUAUCACUUGUAUAAUCAUAUGUUAUAUAUUAUCCUCAUAUGUAUGGAACUCACACAUUACCUCUAUAAACUGACAUAACUAAUUUGAUUAGACGCAUACAAUUUUGACAUUGCGGUUGGCAAUAUAUAUUUUGAUAUAAAAAUGUACUUUUUUCUAGGGACUGUUAAAUUUGUUUGGUGAAUUUAUUGAACAGAAUUUAAAUGUGUAUCAUUUUAGUAGUAGGCCUUUAUUUUGCUGCAUGAUAAUUUAUCUUCAAGAUCUAAAUUUGGUUUAGUCCAUAAAGGAAGCAAUUGUAUGUGUCAAUGACUUUUUAUGUGUGAAGAACCCAUUAAUUCUUUGAAUGAAUUGAUUAGCAUAAUCAAAAGGUUACCUAUGAGUGUUACAAUAAUAGAACCAUUUUAUAAACACAAAAAAUGAAAUAAAAUAAAAUAAUCACGAGGACGAAAUACUUCCGAAAGUAUUUUAUGCAACUGAUUUAAUUGAGAUUUUACUUCAUUAGGUACUAAUCAGGCUCCUUUUCUUUUAAAUCCGAAUUGCCUGAUGGAAUCCGAUUUUGCCUAUAAAUCAAUCGAUACUUAUACUUUUCUGGUGUUAAUUUUUUUGUGAAUAUUUUAAACAGAAUUGAAUAAAAUACAAGCUUAGUAAUAGGUCUUUAGUUUACUGCAUAAUAUUUUUUCUUUAAAAUCUAUAUUUUAUUUUGUCUAUAGAAUAAGCUUAUUUAUUGUUUUAAUUAGCAUAAUAAAGGAGUUACCGACGAAUGUUACAAAAUGUAACUAUUUUACAAAUCCUUCAAAAACAAAACUAAAGUAAAAAUAUUAUCACAUGCUCCAAAAUACUUUAUAAUAUAAAAGUAUUAUGUGCGCUUGAUUUGAUUGAGAUUUGAUUUUCGGGAUAAUUUGUAUAAUAAGUUUGUCAUUGUUUUUAAUAAUAAUAAUAAAAGAAACACUUGUAUUCGUGAAACAUUUUUUACAAAAAUCUUCCAUUCUGUAGCAUGUCUUUGGAAUUUAAAAUUAUGGAUUUUAAAUUUAUUUUCUAGUUUUU
This is a messenger RNA of Achroia grisella, 6813 nucleotides long. It is a transcript of the gene MEP-1, whose product is annotated as MOG interacting and ectopic P-granules protein 1. The record is from RefSeq and is a predicted model, not a curated record. Gene Ontology annotation, cellular component: nucleus. The transcript is spliced from 9 exons. Lineage: Eukaryota; Metazoa; Arthropoda; Insecta; Lepidoptera; Pyralidae. Gene Ontology annotation, biological process: regulation of gene expression. The coding region runs from base 279 to 3491 and encodes 1070 amino acids.